Cyphellophora europaea CBS 101466 is the source of this 1611-nucleotide messenger RNA. RefSeq lists its product as uncharacterized. The record is from RefSeq and is a predicted model, not a curated record. The transcript is spliced from 2 exons. Gene Ontology annotation, biological process: proteolysis. Lineage: Eukaryota; Fungi; Ascomycota; Eurotiomycetes; Chaetothyriales; Cyphellophoraceae. The coding region runs from base 1 to 1611 and encodes 536 amino acids. Gene Ontology annotation, molecular function: aspartic-type endopeptidase activity.
AUGCGAAGUGCAGUACUGCUAUCGGCUCUGGCCACCAUCGCCACUGCCGGAUUCGUAAAGGUCGAUAUCGAUGAUGGGAAAACUCAUGGUCCGGCACCGGCUCCCGCGGUCAAACCACGUGGCGAAGGCAAAGGCUUCAUCAAGUUGGACUUCGAGACCGAGCAUGUCGGCAAGCGUUUGAAGCCUCGACAGUUGGAUGACGACGACCUGGACCAGAACAUCACCUUGGCUAGCCAGAGAAGUUUGUAUUGGCUAAGCCUAGAGAUCGGGACGCCGCCGCAGCCAUUUCGUCUUCAGCUCGAUACCGGGUCGAGCAAUGUCUGGGUGCCUGACUCUAGGGUCCGGCAAUGCCGAGAUGAGUGUCCCGGAGGAUUCUUCACCCCCGAGGAUUCUUCAACCUACGAGGUUCUCGAGGAGGAUGUUUUCGAGAUUGCAUACCUCGAUGGCACCGGCGCCUUCGGCGACUACUUUUCCGAUGCUGUCACUAUUGGCGAAUCUACUAUCGAUGCUGGUGUCAUGGCCAUCGGCUUGGCUCGCGAACUUCAAGAUGGCCCACGACUCAUCAACGAUGGUCAGGGCUUGGUUGGUAUCGGCUACUGGAUCAACCAGGCAGGUAACGAGUACCUGGCCACCGAAAUCAACGAUCCACCCACCUUGAUACAAGCACUUGUCAAUCAGGGGGACAUUGAUCGCGAGUCGUACUCGAUCUAUCUCAACGAUGUCAAUAACGGCACUGGUAGCAUCAUUAUCGGCGGCACUGAUGCCACGAAGUACGAGGGCGAGCUUGUCGCACUUCAGACGCUCGAGGACCCCAAUGGCAGCCAGCUCACCAACUAUACGCACUUCGAGGUUGCGCUUACGGGCAUUGGUAUCGAAGACGAUGACGGCAAGCGCUGGUUGACAGACCCAGACUUCGCGGAGCCUGGCCUCCUGGACAGCGGUACCACGCUGACCUACGUCUCGUCCUCGCUCUACCAAGCCAUCGCCCAAGGCUUCGGCGUCACCGCCGGCUUCAUCCCAUGCCACUACCGCAACAGCAACGCCGCGCUGGUCUAUCAGUUCGGCGGUGCCGAUGGGCCAGAGAUCCGCGUCCCCCUCAACGCUCUCAUCGACCUAGACAACGCCUUCAGGUACGAAGACGACGACGCCACCGACGCUUGCUACUUCCUCAUGCAGCAGUUCGAGGAGCCCUUUGUCAUGCUGGGCAACAGCUUCAUGCGCUCCGGCUACUUCGUCUACGACCUGGAGAACCAUCUCGUGGCGCUCGCGCAGGUGGCUGCCAACGCCACCGAGGACGACCCCAUCGCCAUUCCCUCUGGCACGGAGAUCCCAGGAUGCACCAGCACGAAUACCUAUACGAUCAGCAACCGCGUCGCGAGCCCCACGGUCGAGGACCUCAUUACGCCGACUCUGCCGAGGAGCAUUGUGCCUGCGACGCCAACUUUUGCGUUGGGUGAUGUGGCCGAAAGCAGUGGUGGCAGCGGGAGUGGCAGUGGCAGUGGCAGUGGCAGUAGCAGUGGAGGUGACGAGGAUGCUGCACCAUCUGUCAGGGUUGCUGGGUACGCCAUGGUCGUGGUGGGCGCGGUGGCGGCGCUGAUGGUCAUGCUGUGA